Molecule: messenger RNA, 672 nt
Organism: Periophthalmus magnuspinnatus
Lineage: Eukaryota; Metazoa; Chordata; Actinopteri; Gobiiformes; Gobiidae
Product: homeobox protein HMX2-like
Exons: 2
Coding region: 56-661 (201 amino acids)
Biological process (GO): regulation of transcription by RNA polymerase II
Cellular component (GO): nucleus
Molecular function (GO): RNA polymerase II transcription regulatory region sequence-specific DNA binding; DNA-binding transcription factor activity, RNA polymerase II-specific
Source: RefSeq, a predicted model, not a curated record
GCGCGCGGACAGCUCGGAGUUUGGGGCUCGGAGUUUGGGGAGUGACGCAGGUGCGAUGCCCGGGAACAUGAGCAAAGAGCUCACGUUCACCAUAGACCACAUCCUCAACCUGAAACAGAGGAAACAUGUGGAGCCAGAGCAGGACGUCCCGGGACACGACCGCGCCAAUCACAGAGCAGAGACGGAGAGCACCGCCCCGAGGCCCGGGACAGAGAGGCCCGGGACAGAGAGGCCCGGGACAGAGAGGCCCGGGACAGAGAGGCCCGGGGGCCCGCGGGCCGCGGUGGAGCCCAAAGCUCCGGUGAAGAAGAAGACCCGCACCAUCUUCUCCAAGCGGCAGAUCUUUCAGCUCGAGGCGACCUUUGACCUGAAGCGGUACCUGAGCAGCUCGGAGCGCGCGUGCCUCGCGAGCUCCCUGCAGCUCACAGAGACUCAGGUCAAGAUCUGGUUCCAAAACCGACGGAACAAACUCAAGAGACAGAUUUCCUCGGACCUGGAGGACAAGCACGCGCACGCACAGACGUACAAGGACAGUCGCGCGCUCGGCGGGUGCCUGCUGCCGGUGCCUUUCCCCGUGACCUACCCGGGACACUGCGCUGCGCCCUACGUGUACUUUACCCACGGAGGAGCGUGCUACGGGCUCGUGGACACGGAUCUAUAACAGAACAGGCC